Molecule: messenger RNA, 1299 nt
Organism: Lottia gigantea (owl limpet)
Lineage: Eukaryota; Metazoa; Mollusca; Gastropoda; Lottiidae
Exons: 9
Coding region: 1-1215 (404 amino acids)
Biological process (GO): L-aspartate biosynthetic process
Cellular component (GO): cytosol
Molecular function (GO): L-aspartate:2-oxoglutarate transaminase activity; pyridoxal phosphate binding
Source: RefSeq, a predicted model, not a curated record
AUGUCAGUGUUUGUACACUUGGGAUUUGCACCUGUAAUAGAGGUGUUCGACUUAAAUAGAAAAUUUGAUGAAGAUAAUUCGACGUGUAAAAUCAACCUUGGCCUUGGAGCCUACAGGACUGAUGAUGGAAAACCAUGGGUUUUACCAGUAGUAAGAGAAGCCGAGAAAAGAGUUGUAGCUGACGAAAACAUUAAUCAUGAGUAUCUACCUAUUUGUGGCCUUCACCCAUUCAGACAAGCUGCUGCAAGAUUAGCACUUGGUGACAACAGUCCUGCUAUUUCUGAAAAUCGGGUUUUGAGUAUUCAAUGUAUGGGAGGUACUGGAACCUUGAGAUUAGCUGCUGAAUUUCUGAAGCAGAAAUUAAAGUUUGAUACCGUUUAUGUUUCCAGUUUGACAUGGGAUAAUCAUGUAGGUAUAUUUCAAGCGACAGGCUAUUCACAGAUACAUGAAUAUAGUUAUUGGGAUCCCAUCACUAAAGGCUUAGAUUUUCAAGGUUUAACAGACGAUUUAAAGAAUGCCACCGAGAAAUCUGUUGUUAUAUUCCAUACAUGUGCUCAUAACACAACAGCCAACGAUCCAACUGAAGAACAAUGGAAAGAAAUAUUCAGAAUUUGUAAGAGAAAACAGUUGAUGCCGCUAAUGGAUUGUACAUACCAAGGUCUAGUCAGUGGUGAUGUUGAUACUGAUGCUUUUCCAUUGAGACAUUUAGAUUCUGAAGGCUUUGAAUUCUUGAUAGCUCAGUCUUUCUCGAAAAACUUUGGACUUUAUAAUGAACGACUCGGCAAUCUUUGUCUUAUAACCAAAGAUAGGACAGUUUUAGAUGAAGUCCGAUCACAAUUUGAAUUCAUCAUCAGAAAGCUUUGGUCAAAUCCAUGUCAUCAUGGAGCAAGAACUGUGUCUACAAUACUAAAUGAUCCCAAACUGUGCACUGAGUGGAAAGAAGAAGUAAAGGUUAUGGCUGAUCGUAUUAAAUCCAUGAGGAAACUAUUAUAUAAUAAGCUUAUAGAAUUAAAUACACCUGGAUCAUGGGACUUCAUUUCAAGUCAAACAGGAAUGUUUAUCUUUACUGGGAUGACAAAACCACAAGUUGAAUGUUUAUGUACAAAAUACCACAUUUACCUAACUAAGACGGGUAGAAUUAACAUGUGUGCUGUUACCAGUAAAAAUGUGGACUACAUCGCCAAAGCCAUCCAUGAUGCUGUAGUCAAUUAUUGAAUGCACAUCCAUAUCCUAGUUAUAGACUUAUACAGUUGUAUUUCCUGCAAAUCAAACUAGAAAUAGAUUAAAUAUUUAACACGU